UUUGAUAUGUUGCAUUUCCGGUAUACACAAUUGCGAAAAGACCAUGCCUGGUUCUUCGAAGUCAAAGGCAAACCGUGUAGAUUUUCACGAAUGUAUACAAUGUCACUGUGUAGUUCAUAACAAAGAUCUUAAAACACAUGUUAAUGAAUGCUCUAAUGCAGAAAAUGGCGGUAAUUUCUCUCACGCGUUCCUUAAAGAUGGAGUAUUUCACGGCAUCGUCUCGCUUACGUCAGGAGACAUACCUGUGUCAAAAGACAGAAAAAAAGAUGUGGCUCUCGUCCAUCCAUCUGUAAUGAAUUUAUGUUCUCUGUCCAUUGGUCAGGAGUGCAUUAUACAGAAGAAGUUUAUUGGGAUAGUUUGGCCCUUGACUAGUGCCCCCUCCUCCAAUGUAUCAGUGUCUGAGGAUUUAUUGAGGCUGCUGGGAUUAAAGGCAGGGGACCCCAUCACUGUCCAACCCCUGGUGGAGAGUCCAGUCAGGGCUGCAGAGGCCAGAUUCCAACCAAAGGAAUGGAAGCAAUUUUAUGAUGAAGAGGAAUUUCUCAAAUAUCUGAAAAAUUCUCUCUGUCACAAGUGUUUGAUGUUGCAGAGUGAGAUUUGUGUGACAUACUUUGGACAGCAAUGUCAGCUGAAGGUCACACAGUUAACAGCAGAAACAGAAAUUGAUCGUGUCCUUGACCUCAGUGUAGAUAAUGUCUGUAGUUUGUCUCAGGAAGUGGACAGAUUAAAUAUAUCCAGUUUAGAUGAGUCUUCUAUCCUUAAUGAGAGUGAUUAUCUGGACAGUCCUGUCAGCUCCACUCCAAACAGGGAGAGGCAGAUAAAAUCUCCAGGAGAAAGUCCAGGGAAGAGGAAUAACUCUGGUAUCUCAUCCUACUCCCCACAGAAGGGAGAUAUCUCAUUAGACAGUUCCCAGUUCAAAACUCCUGUUAAACAACAGCCAUGUCAUGGAGUAGGGGAGGUAUACAGGGUUUCUACAACAACGAAGUGCUGCUUAGAGAGGAAUGAUAAAGUAGGGGGAGAGAAGCCUGGACCUCCUCCGGUGAUGUUUAGUGAUAUCGGGGGAAUGACAUCACAGAUCACCCUCCUGAAGGAAACUGUGAUGCAGCCCCUUAAAUCACCUCACCUGUUCAACUCUACAGGACUGCCCUCACCUCGUGGUGUUCUAGUGUUUGGGCCGAGUGGGACAGGAAAGUCUAGGUUGAUACAAGCUGCAUGUAAUGAGAUGAACAUCUUCACACAGACGGUAUCAGCUACUGACAUCAUCAGCAAAUUUUACGGAGAGUCAGAAGCCAAUCUGAGAAAUGUCUUCAAACAAGCAGAGGAAAGAGCUCCCAGCCUCAUUGUUAUGGAUGACAUUGAUUCCAUGUUUGGAAAUCGAGAGAAAACUCAGAGUGAGGCUCUACGUCGUCUCCUAUCCACAUUGCUGACUUUGAUGGACGGCAUUUCCUCUAAAUCUUGUCCUGAUCGGUUUGUGAUGAUUCUGGCAUCUACAGUACGACCCGACUCACUAGACCCCGCUUUACGUCGCCCUGGUAGGCUAGACAGAGAAAUAGAGGUGGGCGUUCCCACACCCAAAGAGAGGCUGGAGAUUCUACAGAAGUUACUGAGGGUUAGUCCACACAGUUUGAGUGAAGACGACAUGAAGCAGAUAGCAGACACAACCCACGGUUAUGUAGGAGCAGAUCUACUAUACCUCUGUCAACAAGCCAGAAUAAAUGCUGUCAAAAGAGAACUCCAGGGAAGAGAUGAUGAUGUCAGAUUAAAUGUAAAUGAUGUCACUGCUGCCAUGACAACCAUCCAGCCUAGUGCUAUGAGAGAAAUUCAGCUAGAAAUCCCCAAAGUUAAUUGGACGGAUAUUGGAGGUCAGGAAGAGGUCAAAUUAAAGCUAAAACAGGCGGUGGAGUGGCCCCUCAGGCACCCUGAGGCCUUCCAGAGAGUGGGGAUUUCCCCUCCCCGGGGAAUUCUGAUGUAUGGACCCCCUGGAUGCUCGAAGACCAUGAUUGCUAAAGCCUUAGCAACAGAAAGUGGGCUCAAUUUUCUUGCAGUAAAGGGCCCGGAGCUCUUCAGUAAGUGGGUGGGAGAAUCAGAAAGAGCUGUGAGGGAGGUGUUUAGAAAAGCCAGGGCAGCUGCUCCAUCUAUUGUCUUUUUUGAUGAAAUUGAUGCUUUAGCCAUAGAAAGAGGCAGUUCCUCGGGCAGCAGUAAUGUUGGGGACCGUGUUCUCGCCCAGCUCCUGACAGAAAUAGACGGGGUCCAGAGUCUACGAGACGUCACCAUUGUAGCCGCUACAAAUCGCCCCGAUAUGAUUGAUAAGGCUCUGAUGCGGCCGGGUCGAUUGGACAGAAUUCUCUAUGUCCCCCUCCCUGACAUGUCCACCAGACACAAGAUCUUUACAAUCCAUCUGAGCAGAAUGCCGGCGGGGGACACAGUGGACGUGGAUCAGCUAGUCAAGGUCACGGAGAAAUACUCGGGAGCCGAGGUGUCUGCAGUGUGCCAUGAGGCGGCCAUGUUUGCCCUUCAGGAGGACAUUGCGAGUGAGAGGGUGGAGCAGAGACACUUUGACAAAGCUCUGACAGUGGUCAGGCCUCGAAUCAGUGACCAGCUGAUCCAGUUCUACCAGAACUAUCACCUAAAGAGUGAUCUACAGGCUGUCUGAUGUCAUAUCAUAAAACAUUCUUCCUAGGUCAAGGUCUGUUUGGGGUACGAUUGAAGAAUUUUUGACAGAGUUAUACCCCUUGUCAGCAUGAGUGUUCUGCAAACAUCUCUUGUAAAUAUUAUGAUACCGAAAAAGAUGAAAACAUGUCCAAAGACUUCAUGGUGAACAUAUGUAUAUCCACAGCAGGAAGCAGAUAAUAACAACAUUGUAUUAUAGCUUAGCAAUUAGAAAUAAGUUAUGGAGGAAAUAAACGUGAAGAGUCAAUUUUUCGUUUUUUUUUUUUUAAUUAGAGGAUGUACAUAUAUACAGUCAUACAUUGCAGGCCUUGUUUUAUAAAGGAUAUCCUCUAAGUAUGUACUUCUUUUUACUAGGGGAAUGUCCGGUAAAUGUAACAAGCAUCUGUAAAGUAAAUGCUCAUAUAUGAAAGCCAUAAUUUAUUACCAGUUAUGAAAUUUAAAUUUUGCUUUGUAGAAAUAUUUUUCAAGUUAAAAUGACAUGUUGGUUUUAUUUCUGUAUAGAAAAUGAUGUGCUGAUUAACUAGAUUUUGUUUUCAUGUUCUGAGUAAUUGACCUUAGUCACCUUAAUGUUAACAGCAUGUUUUUACUUCAAACAAAUGUAAACAACCAAUACAAAUUACAUAUACGUACCUUAAGCCUGUUCCACUAAUUACGUAAAUACCUAGUUUCAGAGAAUGUGUUAAGGAUUGUUGAAAUGUUGCAUUUAAGAUUUUUAAAAAAGACAUAAGAUAAGCCUGGAGCAGUAUUGUUAUACAUGUAUAACAGCAUUGUAAAUGCUACAUGCAUUGUUUGUAACCUUGUUUGACCUCUACUUUUACUAAGAUUUAAGUAAAAAAAAUUGUAUUUGUUAGUGAAGUAUUCCUUUUUGAGAUUUUGGAUUUAUUGCAUGUGCUUGAUUUACCUUGUAGGAGUCAGAAAAAACUUGCUUUGUGAUCGGAAAGUCGUGGGUUCGAACCUCGACUGACCUAAUAAAAACAGGUAGCAACCGAUCCUUUGCUGAGCACAGGCCACUGGAAGUGAAAGAUGCUGGACUUUCAAAUGAGACCUUAAAAAUUUAAGAUUCUUGUCAUGAAAGGCGUUAAUUGUCAUGAUAAAAAUCCCUCAAUGGCACUGGGUACCGAGCAAAGCUCUAAAGAAGUCCUUCAUUUCUGAAUUUAAGAAUUAUUCAGACAUACAUUUUCUUUUAUUAGUAACGGCUUUAAGAAUUAUUGCCUAUAUUAAAGGCGUGAAAAGCUUUGUUACAUUACAAGGGUUCUGUAAAACAGCAGACAUUUUGAAAAUUCUUUUCUUUUUUUUUUGUUGCGAUGAACCCUUAUAUUGAAGAUAUUGCUACACCUUCUUUUACAGCUCUCAUAUCUUUUUAAUUUAAUUACUUUAUUAGUACUUAUGUAUUUGGAAGUGUAUUCAUAUUUUAAAAAAUUGUUUUCACUUUACUGAAAAAUACACACCUAUAAUCUGAACACUGAGUAUUGAUCUGUCUGGUUACAUGUACUGGUAUUAUUCAUCAACCUUUUUUACUGCUAUAUAUUAAAAAAAAACAUUUUAGGCAGAUGAUAU
Molecule: messenger RNA, 4224 nt
Organism: Saccostrea cuccullata (small rock oyster)
Lineage: Eukaryota; Metazoa; Mollusca; Bivalvia; Ostreida; Ostreidae
Product: ATPase family gene 2 protein homolog A-like
Exons: 16
Coding region: 44-2650 (868 amino acids)
Cellular component (GO): cytoplasm
Molecular function (GO): ATP binding; ATP hydrolysis activity
Source: RefSeq, a predicted model, not a curated record